This is a messenger RNA of Drosophila gunungcola (fruit fly), 3279 nucleotides long. Its product is annotated as protein FAM91A1. NCBI's taxonomy places the organism in Eukaryota, Metazoa, Arthropoda, Insecta, Diptera, Drosophilidae. The record is from RefSeq and is a predicted model, not a curated record.
UGCGAAACACCCACGUUUUUUUUAUCAGCUGUCGACGUUUCUUCGGCACAAAAAAAAACGAAAAUAAAACGCAUAAGGAAAAUAUUUGAUUCCGGGAGCCGGAUGCCAUGGAAUGAGCUAGUUUGACCAGCAGGAGAAUCCCAAUCCCAGUCCCGAGAUGACGGAGCAAGAGGAUUUGGCCAGCGGCGCAGGCAGUGCGUCCACGGGCUCGGGAAACAAUUGCCAAAACCAGCUGCAACAAUGCGUGCGUGGGAAUGUCACCUGGGAGCUUUUGCCCGUGCACCUGCGGUCCGUGCUGCACAAUAACCAGCGCGACUACGAGAAGUUUGUGUUUAACUACAGCCUGAAGAACCAGCUGCGAUUUAGGGGCAACCUGGCCGCCAAGGUGUUCCGCCGUGAGCAGCGUUACUACGAGCUCUUGGUACAGAAGAGCAUCAACGGGCUGGGGGCAUUCCCCUAUCACCUGGCUGAUAUCAUAACCAAGGGCUUGAGAGUCACGCCCUUCAACUACUACCUGGAUGUAUUGGGACAGCUGCUGAGAAGCGACAAAAGCUAUGACACAUUGCCCAACUUUACGGCAGCCGACUGCCUUCGAGUGCUGGGCAUUGGCCGCAAUGAGUACCUGGCCCUGAUCAGCGAUCUGAAAACCCACACGCCACGCUCCUUGAUCUUUGGCUCGCGGCCCAAUCCGCUGGACUUCCUGCCACGCUUUCCCGUGCGCAUCCACAUCGAGCCCUGGUGGCGACUGGACAUUGGGUAUGUCCUAGAAGCGGACAUCAGGUAUCUAACGCCAGCGGAGAGAGGAUUGCUCGACGAUCUCAUCGAUUUUGGUGGCCAGCCGGCUGGGAAAUGCGAUCACGAGGUGGUGCACAGCCUGUACAGGAAGGGUCUGAUCUAUUUGGAUGUGCCCAUCAGCGGUGAGGAUAGAAUAUCCAUUCCACCGCUGCGCAACUUUGUGAUGAACCGGGUGAGCGGCGAUUACUUCGAGAAUCUGCUGUACAAGAUUUUUGUGAGUGCGGAUGAGCACAUGACCAUCGCCGAGCUGGCGCACAUGCUGCAACUGGAGCUGGAUAGCGUGAAGCAGGCCAUAUCGUUCAUCUGUCGGCUGGGCUUUGCCCAUCGCAAGCAGGAUCAGCUGAAUCAGCCAAAUCAUUCCAGCUGGGAGGGUUACAACCAGCAACAAACACCCGAAACGCCGCAAAUCACACCGCUGAAUUACAACCUACAUGCCAGUGGCAGUUUCGAGUUCGACCAGAGUCCCAAGUCCCCAAAGACCCCAAGGGAAAGGGAAAGGGAGAAGGACAAGGAUAAGGACAGCAGUUCCAUAGGCUAUCUCUCCUCGGAUGGCAACACCAGUGACUUCAGCUUUGCCAAUCUGAAUACCACGCCCCAGGAAAAGAUGAACAACAGCGACGAACAGGAGCUGAGUUCGGAGCUGGAAACAGAGGAUGUGGCAAAGCAGGCUGCUCCUUCUGUUACUGCUCUGCCGAAAAGCGGAAAGAGGGUGGGCUUCCUGUUCGACUCCACGCUCACCGCAUUCCUCAUGAUGGGCAACCUAUCACCUGGCUUAAAGAAUCACGCUGUAACCAUGUUCGAAGUGGGCAAGCUGUGCGAGGAGAGUCUGGACAGCUUUCUGGCUGAAUUGGAGCAGGUUUCGCUUCUGGAUGCGGAGGGCGAGGGUGACGUCUCCCGCUACUUUGCCCACGCCGUCAUUCUGCGCUCUACCAUCUGCUCACUGCGGCAUUUGCUGCCAGGCGGGCUGGAUCUGCUGCGAUUGGAGUGCCUGGAGGGCUUGGAUCGGCAGACCAGAGAUCGCGUCCUGGAGAAGAAGUACAAGUUCAUCAUAGCAGCCUCGCCACUGACGGCGUCGCUUAGUCACACAUUCAGCAUUCCCUAUUUUGGCCAAUUCCUGCGCAGCUCCGAUGUGGCGCCCAUGUGGAGCAAGCUCUUUUACAACCAUAUCACAGGCUAUGGACCGCCCAGUUUGCUGCUCUGCCGAGGAACUGUUCUGAAGGCCUUGCCCCGCUUGUUUUUGGGCUAUGGAAAACUGCUGGUCAACAUCCUGCACUCUGAUUCGUAUGUGCUCAACUCGGAGAAUUUUCGCAACCUGAACGAUCAGCUCAAGAACGGCUGUGUGCUGCUGCAGGGCUAUGGAAUCCGCACAGCCGGCGUCCUUCACUACGAGUCAUUUCCAUUCCAGCCGGCGGACACGCGCCAAGCCAAGUGGGCCGCCCAUCGAGCCGUACGCAAACUGUCCAGCCUCUUGGACCUGCGCCAGCAGUGCGGCUUUAUAACAUUCCUGAACACUGGGGUGCCUGAUCUCGGCUGCGAAGAGUACGAGCUUCAGGUGCGAUUGAAGCCCGCGCAGCGCCAGAAGCGCUCUUCGAUUGCAGCCCCCAGCAAACCGAACCAUGUGCCAACCAACGAGGUGACCAGCUUUCAGUUGAAGAGCCCCGAUGAAAACCACUUUGCUGCCACGCCGGAACAUGGUCCGGCCAAUGAGUUCACCUCGCCGGAUUGCAGCCAAGUGCUGGCCAGCGAGUUGGCCAAGUGCAGCAGUCGUGCGGAUCUGGUGUCGCAGAGUUCCGUGGAGAUACCAAUGGCUCUGGAGGAGAUUGGCCAGGCAACAAACGAGGACGAGGACGACGAUGCCACUGAAGAGUGGACCCUGCUGGACGUUAGUUUUGGCGUGCCACUGUUCGAUGUGGAUACCAAUACGAGGAUUUGCGAGCAGUUGGUCCAGGGACUCUGCAGCGAUGCUAAUUUGGAGGCAUUGCCUGCGGCGGCCAGCCAGGCGCAGGUUCUAUUCCUGAACUUUGUGCAGCAGUGCCUGUACUUCGAGGACGAUCCGGUCGGACAGUCAGUGCAGGCCGCCAGGCCACUUCCGCAUCCUAGGAUCAACCUGGCCUUCGAGAACGGACAUGUGGGCCACUGGAACGGGCGCUAAGUUGCAUUCCCCAAGUAUUCCGCAUUCCUUUUACUUUCCCAGUUACUUAUCAGUUUGUGUACAGUUGGCGGACCGAUUUAUAAGCAAACAGAUUUAUAUUUAUAUAUACGUAUAUAUAACCGCUACCGCAUUCACAUAUGCUAACCAUCAGCCAAGUCAGCAUCGCAGUCUGAAAGUUUGCGUUCGUUUUUUAUUAGUUUUGUAAGCUCCCAGGGGUAGACAGAAAGAUAAAGAUUGGUUUUGUGCCCUCCAAUCAUAUACACAUGCAUAGCUUACAUACCAAUACAUAUAAUCAUGUAUGUCUGAAUAAAUGCAAUUUUAAAACUUAAAAA